Molecule: messenger RNA, 1131 nt
Organism: Mycena indigotica
Lineage: Eukaryota; Fungi; Basidiomycota; Agaricomycetes; Agaricales; Mycenaceae
Product: putative inactive dehydrogenase EasA
Exons: 4
Coding region: 1-1131 (376 amino acids)
Molecular function (GO): NADPH dehydrogenase activity; FMN binding
Source: RefSeq, a predicted model, not a curated record
AUGCCAACAAGCACCACUCCAAAACUAUUCCAACCCAUCCACGUUGGCGCCAUUGAACUCGGCCAUCGUGUUGUGUUUGCGCCUGCAACCCGCUUUCGUGCUUCCGCCAGCCAUGUCCCGCUGCCUCAUGUUGGCGAAUACUACGAACAGCGAGCCAGUGCCGGAGGCCUUCUGAUUACUGAAGGGACAUAUCCUGCCCUGAGUGCUGCCGGAUUACCCAACAUUCCUGGGAUCUGGUCGGAGGAGCAGAUAUCAACUUGGAGAAAGAUCACGGAUCGAGUCCAUGCUAAAGGUGGUCGGAUUGUCAUGCAACUCUUCGGCAAUGGCCGCGCGGCCUUACCAGACAACUGUGUUGAAGAAAGCAUCGACUACGUAUCUGCCUCCGAUGUCGCCCUUCCUGGGAGAGUUUCCCCUCGGCCACUGGCUAUCGCGGAACUCAAAGAGUAUGCACAACUCGAAGCAACUGCUGCCUCAAAUGCAGUGUUCAAAGCGGGUUUCGACGGGGUCGAAGUUCAUUGGGCGAAUGGAUACCUAUUGAACCAAUUCCUGAACGACAGGAGCAACACGCGCACCGACGAGUAUGGUGGGCCAUCGGUCGAAAAUCGAGCGCGGUUCCCGUUGGAGGUCGUUGAAGCUGUUGUCAACGCAGUCGGGCAAGAGAGGGUCGGGGUUCGUGUCAGUCCUUGGGGGACUUUCCUGGACAUGUACAUGGAAGACCCGCGCCCCGUCCACAUCUAUGCCGUUUCUCAGCUGCGCAACCGUUUCCCCAAUCUGGCCUACCUACACGCUAUCGAACCGCGCGCGGACGGUGCGGAAACCGCAAAAGUCGUCAGAGCCGGCGCUUCGAACGACUUUUUACGUGAGAUAUGGGGAGAAAAGCCGUUUAUCACGGCUGGUGGCUGGACUCGCGAGACCGCGCUCGCUGUUGCCGAGGAGAAGGGUGGUCUUGUGUCCUUUGCAAGAUCGUUUAUCGCCAACCCGGAUUUGCCAUAUCGUCUACUGAAGAACAUCGAGCUCACUGUUGGUGAUAGGGCUUACUACUACGCUUAUGGGAGUGUUGAUCCCAAAGGCUAUACGGACUAUCCGUUUGUGAAAGAAGUGGCUGCAGAAGUGGAAAACAAAGAGAUUUAG